GCCCGGAUCUUUCGCGGAAGUGUUUCAGACAAAUUUUCUUCCGCUCAGAGCCAAAAGUCACUUCUCUCCGCUCUUUUUUUAUUAUUUCUUUCCCUUCCGUUUCUAUCUCUCUCCCUAAAAUCAAACUCUCUCUGCCUUUACGCUGAAACUCUUGCCAUUAUAUAAACAACUCACCACCCUCUCACAAUCUCUCUCUCUUGCUCACCAUUUCUCUGAAAACGAGCAACCCAACCUUGCAUGCAUUCUUCUGCUUCUCUCUUAAUUUAUUCUUUGCUUUCUAACAUGGAGAAGGAGUAGCUAUCUGUUCAACCAGUAAAGCUUCUCCGGAAAACGUUUUAUUUCAGCACUUCAUUUUGCACCAUUCUUAUUCCUAUACCAAUCAAUGGCACGUGCCACUAACUGGCUAUCGUUCUCCCUCUCCCCCAUGGAAAUGCUCCGAACCUCGGAACCUCAGUUCGUGCAAUACGACGCCGCUUCUGCAACUAACUCGAAUCACUACUUUCUCGAUAACUUGUACACCAACGGGUGGGGAAACGGGAACCUCAAACCUCAGGUGCUGAUGGACCAGAAUCUGAACCAGAGCGACGUCAGUUUUGUCGAAUCCUCCCAGUCCCAGUCCCAAAGCGUCAGCCAUGCGCCACCGCCCAAGCUUGAGGACUUUCUCGGUGACUCCUCUGCGGUGAUGCGCUAUUCCGACAGCCAGACGGAGACUCAGGACUCUUCGCUGACUCACAUGUAUGACCACCAUGGCUCUGCAUACUUUGGUGACCAGCAGGAUCUCAAGGCCAUUGCUGGAUUUCAAGCUUUUUCUACCAACUCUGGCUCCGAGGUUGAUGAUUCCGCGUCCAUUGGAAAAGCACAACCCAGCGAGUUCGGGACUCACUCUAUUGAGUCCUCUGGGAACGAGUUCACCGCGUUUUCCGGUGGUCCCACCGGCACUCUCUCUCUGGCUGUAGCACAGAGCUCCGAGAAGAAGGUGGUGGCAGCAGAUUCCAGUAGCUCAAAGAAGAUCGUGGAUACCUUCGGCCAGCGGACUUCUAUUUACAGAGGUGUCACCAGACACCGAUGGACAGGUAGAUAUGAAGCGCAUCUAUGGGACAACAGUUGCAGGAGGGAGGGUCAAGCCAGGAAAGGGCGUCAAGUUUAUUUGGGUGGAUACGAUAAGGAAGAAAAGGCCGCGAGAGCUUAUGAUUUGGCAGCUCUAAAGUACUGGGGUCCCACUGCUACCACCAACUUCCCUGUGUCCAAUUAUUCAAAGGAAUUGGAGGAGAUGAAGCAUGUAACGAAGCAAGAAUUCAUUGCAUCACUGAGGAGGAAAAGUAGUGGGUUCUCUAGGGGAGCUUCCAUAUACAGAGGUGUCACAAGGCAUCAUCAACAGGGAAGGUGGCAAGCAAGAAUUGGCCGCGUAGCUGGAAACAAAGAUCUGUACCUGGGAACAUUCGCAACGGAAGAGGAGGCAGCGGAGGCAUAUGACAUUGCAGCAAUAAAGUUCAGAGGUGCAAACGCAGUAACAAAUUUUGAGAUGAAUAGAUACGAUGUGGAAGCUAUAAUGAAGAGUGCUCUUCCAGUGGGUGGGGCAGCAAAACGCUUGAAGCUUUCCCUUGAAUCGGAGCAGAAAGUUGGUGUGAGCAGCAGUCAGCAGAAUCCACCGUGUGGAAACGUCAGUGGAAGCAUAAAUUUCUCGGCCAUUCACCAGCCUGUUGCUUCGAUCCCUUGUGGAAUUCCCUUUGAUUCUUCAACAGCAUAUUAUCACCACAACCUUUUCCAACAUUUUCAUCCUACCAACGCUGCCACGGCAGUUUCCACCGUCACUUCGGGCAAUGUAGCUGGGCUUACCGCACUUCCUCCACCGGCGACAACGGCAGCUGAGUUCUUUAUUUGGCCUCACCAGUCUUAUUGAUCUAAUCAACUACAACAUCUUAUGCUAACAAAUCAAAAGCUAUAUAGCUCCUCUAUAAUUAACACCUUUAGGCUCCUAAGAAACAAAAAAUCAGGUUUUUGAGUUCGCUAGUCUUAGUUACAGUAGGAAGCUGGAUAUGUAACUAAUUACUCAAGAAAUCAGAAAUAUUUGCUGCA
Molecule: messenger RNA, 2076 nt
Organism: Vigna angularis (adzuki bean)
Lineage: Eukaryota; Viridiplantae; Streptophyta; Magnoliopsida; Fabales; Fabaceae
Product: AP2-like ethylene-responsive transcription factor AIL6
Exons: 10
Coding region: 383-1900 (505 amino acids)
Biological process (GO): regulation of DNA-templated transcription
Molecular function (GO): DNA binding; DNA-binding transcription factor activity
Source: RefSeq, a predicted model, not a curated record